UGGAAUGAAAUGUUUGUUACAGUUACAACAGUUUGGUUAAACUGACCGAGACGGAUUUUUCUCACCUGGAGAAGCUGGAGUUGUUGAUGCUGCACAGUAAUCAGAUACACACGAUCCAUGACAGGACAUUCUCCGAUUUACAUUCAUUACAGAUCUUAAAAAUGAGCUAUAACAAAGUCAAAGUUAUUCAAGCAGAUACUUUUCACGGCCUCACAAGUUUGGUACGCUUACACAUGGAUCAUAAUCAAAUCGAAUUUGUAAGCCCAAAAGCUUUCUAUGGUCUUACGUCACUGAGGCUGGUCCACUUGGAAGGAAAUGUACUUAAACAACUUCACCCCGACACUUUUGUCACCUUACGCUACAUCCAGAUAUUCAAAACAUCUUCCGUAAAGCAUGUCUACUUGUCUGACAACUUCCUUACUUCACUGCCACAAGAUAUUUUCUCUUACAUGUCUGAGCUAGAGAGCCUCUACCUUCAUGGAAACCCCUGGGCUUGUGAUUGUGCACUGAAGUGGUUUGCUGAGUGGGCAGAACAUCAUCCAGAUGUUGUAAAGUGCAAAAAAGACAAAGGUCCUUCUGGUGUCCUACAAUGUCCAAUGUGCUCCAGUCCUAGGAAUUCCAAAGGCAAACAGUUAGCAGAGAUUCAGUCUUCGGAUUUUAAAUGUGUUAAGCCAACCAUUGACCCAGUCUUAAAAUUCAAGAACAUCACGGUGCCAGAUGAUGGCGACUUCACUUUAGUCUCCUCUAAGGAUUUCAUUGCUCCCAUAGGAUCUAUCAUGUUAAACAUGACAGAUCAAGCAGGGAACCAAGCAAGCUUGGUUUGCAGUGUGCAGAAGCCUACGAAGAUUCCCCCUGUACAACUUGAAAAAAAUGAAAACAUAGUACUUGAAGCAUCCCUAUCAACAUUUCUUGUGUGCAGCAUUGACUAUGAGCAUAUUCAGCAACUGUGGAGCAUACUGGCCCUGUACAGUGAUUCUCCCUUAAAACUGACAAGGGAUCUCUUACUGACAAAAGUGCCUUAUAUCAGUUAUAAGUACAAACAGACACAAAUAGAUUCUGAAAAUGAAGACAUUUUCACAAAUAUAGAAGCUGAAAUGAGAGCUGAACCUCCUUGGCUGAUGCAGGACCAUGUGUCGUUGCGAUUAGACAGGACAGCAACCACACUCAGCACUUUGCAUGUUCAAUAUUCAAUGGACGCUCAAAUCACUCUUCCGGUUAUUGCUCCUCAAAGAGAAAUGCAAAACUGGGCUAUGAUGUUACGAGUCAACAGUACGAGGACUGAACACACUGUUUUGGCAGGCAGAUCUGUGGAACUGGACUGUCAGGCCCUUGGCGAUCCUCCUCCUAUCAUUGAAUGGGUUUUACCUGAUGGGAGCAAAGUUAGAGCCCCAUAUGUUAGUGAAGAUGGGAGAAUUGUGAUAGCAAAAACUGGCAAAUUUACAUUAAGCACAGCCGACAAUUUUGACACUGGAGUUUAUCACUGUAUAGGAACCAAUUAUGAUGAUGCUGAUGUCCUGUCUUUUAGGAUUACCGUGAUUGACCCUUAUAUGGAACACAACUAUUUAAAUGGACGUCAGCUCUCAGCAUUUUUAGGUGAAACAUUAUUCCUUCCGUGCCAGUCUACCGGUGUCCCAGAUGCAUCUGUUCAUUGGGUCUCACCCGAGCAUGUGGUUCUUGAUCAUUCUUCAAAGAACAAGAUACUUUUGCACAAUGGUACAUUAAAAAUACAACUAAUGAGAGACCGGGAUGGUGGCUACUACAAGUGUAUAGCAGCCAAUCAGUAUGGUGUUGAUUUUUUGGUUCAUCAGGUACUCGUUCAAAAAAAUUCAAACAGGUCACAAAAACUAGAUAAUCACAAAGAGGCUGCUGAAGGCUCCGGCAAUGGAGAACUUGAUGUUGUGGCCAGAACCCAAAGCCCUCCUUCUGCAGUGCAAACCCACGGUACCAGCCAGGCAUCUACUGAAGUUUUGUUUACAAACCGUCCCAUCCUAAAGAGCACUAAUAAUAACUACAGAGAGAUUUACAAGCAUAACAGAAACAAGAUGACCAGACGGCUUCGAGGACACAGAAGACAAUUUAGUCCUUCCACUAGGAGAAUUGAUCCAUUGCGUUGGGCAGCAUUUUUGGAAAAAACAAAGAAUACUACACUGCCACGAAAACAAGAAAAUGCCACGAUGAAGCCAACAGUGAAAGUCCUUCUGUCCUCAAAGAUUUCUGCAAAUGAAAUGGAAAUGUCUGGAGAUAUUCCUCCAGAGGAAGAAUUUCUGAUACUAGUGACUAAAAGGCCUGCAAUGUACACACUGGGAGAAGCAGCAGGAAAUGUAGUGACAGCAGAACUUGGAAGCAUACCGAGUAAUUUUCACUCUGAGGCAGGAUUUGGCAUUGCCACAGAAGCCAUAACUCCAUUUGGCAGCCUGAUGGUUGCUCAUACUGAGGGGUCAAAGAACGAGGAUUCAUAUACAGAACUUAAGCCUGAAAUUAUCAGGGGAGCUUUGGAGGCAUUUCAACCACCACCUACUAGUAUGGAAUCAUCGAGUCCACCCUCUUUCUUGCUUAGUAGUACAGCAGAUUCACUGAACGCUUUCCCUUCUGGGAAAAACGAUUUGCAUUUAAAAACGACACCAACAGUAACACCAGCCAUGCAGGUUGCUAAGAGUGCCAGCCUUGUAUCUUCCCAUGGAGUUACUAAAAAGCCUAAUUUAUUUGUAGAAGCCACUGAUAAAACACCAAGAAAAUCAAAUCAUCAGCUGCCUGUAAUGACAGUACGUGCACCAGAUGAUGUAUUUGGACAUAUUUAUGUUUAUAGUACACAAAAAAUAACAACACCUCAACUACCUGCAGGCACGACCAUUAUUGCUCAUCAGCAGAUUAAGAUAGUUAGGGAUACCACGCCUCGUGUUCCACUCUCCAGACGAUAUGGCAGACGAAAGAAAAUCUCAGCUAGAAGACGAAUAGUUAUACCUGAUCGUAUUCCCAAUGGUGUAGGACGUAGAUUUGCUUUCGUUAGACCAAGAAUUGCUAAGGAAAGCACAGCACUGCCUCCUCUUGUAGAAAUGGCUGUUCCUACCUUGACUCCAUGGAACAAAUCUCUUGAACACAUUACUGUCCAACCACCUAUUUCCACUUUAUUCACAGUGUAUCAUCCUGAAACAACAACUGUAAAUCCAAUCUUGACACACUCUUCCAGUCCAGGAAAUAAACCAGUCACAGCUGAAGAACAUAUAGCUUCAACAGCAAUUCCUUUCUAUCCUGAAAGUACCCGAAUUGUACCACAAAGGCAAGUAAAAACUUAUACUCCAUCACAGACAGUUACUGAUACAUAUCCAUCACUUAGCAGUAGUCUGCCAGCAGAGACAAUCUACACCCCUAGUUCUGCCAUGGAAAUUAAAUCUACCACGGGCAGUCCUUUACUUUCGGGCAUUAAAUCAGUUCAUCCCACUCCUAGAACACACUUGUCUCCCAGGGUUUCAACAGAGAAAAUUUCUUGGCGGGUUGUAAAUUCCUUUGGAAGCAACGGUUUUCAACAAGAACUACUGAAAAAGCAACCUAGACUGCAGACAGGUGAAGACCGUGACGCAUAUUUCCAAAUUACAGGACCAACACCAACAAUAACAGUUUUGCCUGUACAUGUAACUGCUGUUUCAAAACAGGAGAACCAAACAGAUAGACUCAGAAACCUGAUUGACCCCAUAAGUGAAAACACUGUGCUUGAAGGACAACCCCUCAGCAUUACAGAACUACCAUCUUCAGCCUCUGUUUCCAAUCUUGCAGUGCCUCUAAGCAAGGGCAUUCACAGCACAAGCAUCAAGGCAGUUCUGACUCCAUCUACCCCUGUUCACUCUAAAGCAAAAGUUUCCAGAAUCAAGGUGUUGAGGCCAGGAAGGAGAAGAACUCAAAGGAGGAAGAGGCCUUUAAGAAGGUUUAUGCACUCACCCAAAACCAUUACUGUCAAUACUGGAGUUGCUGCUGCUCCGUCCAAAGGAACUGUGGCUUUGCUUCACUUAGCAGCAGAUAAAAAGGUAACAGAGUCUACUUCCCCCAUAUCCACUGAACUGCUUUCUCGAUACACUGGUACAGACACAAUAGCAACUACGCCUCAACCACCAGUUUUUCGCACAACCGGUAUAAUCAGAGGUACAUCCACAAUCACUCCUCAGCUAUUAACAAGGAAUACCACCACUGAAAAUUCUCUCUCUACUAAGCUACCGGCGUAUAAUGGGCCUUCUCAAAAACCUGCCACUGCAAUCCCACUCACAGUAUCAUCCUUGAAUAUUUCAGGCAUGACCACAGUACCACCAGCCACAUCCUUGUUAACACCAGCAUCAGUGUCAACCAAACCUAUGCACGCUGUGUCAGUAGCAGAUAAGGAAUCAUACCAGAAUGUGGAAAGAAAACCUGCUAACGAAAAUCCCACAACCGAAGCAGCCCUUCCUGCUAAAGCUGAGCUGAGCAUCAAAACUCCUACUGUUGCAGGAUUUCCUACCACGCAGCAACCAAGUCAGUUGACUUCCCAAACAUUAGUCACACCUGUAACACAAACCACAGCAUCUCCCAGGUGGGGGGAAAAGUUCUGGCAUGCACCAUCUCCUAAAACUGCAUCAAGUGGCAAAACUUUCCUGGUCAACUCCUUGACCGUGUUGAACUCUCCACAGAGCUUUACUCAGCAUACUCCCAUGUGGGAGAAAAAGAAAAACAGUUACCUUAGAGGUUGGUCUGAGAAGACAACAGACCUGGAAACCACAACCACCAAUCUGGUUGCCCUAGAACAUUUCCAUCACACCAGGCUAGCCAAACCCAGGAUAAUUGGGGGGAAACUUGCGGCAUUUACUGUCCUGGCGAAUUCUGAUGCCUUUAUCCCUUGUGAAGCAAUUGGUAACCCUCGGCCAACAAUACGCUGGACCAAAAUAUCAUCAGGGGCUGAAGCCCUGAAACAAAAACAUGACAACAGAUUUGAGGUUCUUCCCAAUGGCACUCUCUCCAUUGAGAAUGUGAACAUCCAGGACCGUGGACAGUACCUGUGUGUGGCUGCCAACCAGCAUGGCUCCGACAAACUUCUCGUCACAUUGUCUGUGGUGGCCUAUCAGCCUAGAAUCCUGGGAGGAAGGUCGAAGAUAAUUACUGUUCACCCUAACAAGCCUGUGUUCUUGAAAUGUACAGCUGAAGGCCAUCCAACCCCUAUCAUUUCCUGGAUCCUUGCUAACAAAACAUACAUCUCACAAUCUUCUGUGGGAAAUGAGGCAGCUUUUGUGCAAGCAGAUGGGACCCUGAUGAUAAAGAAAGUCAGCAUGUACGACAGAGGGGUUUACACCUGCACGGCAAGCAACCCAGCAGGUUCGGAUUCGGUGGUAAUAAGGCUGCAAGUAAUUGCUGCCCCACCCAUAAUACUGGAAGAAAAGAGACAGCAUAUCGUAGGGAGUGUGGGGGAAAGCUUGAAGCUUCCCUGCACUGCCAAAGGAAGCCCUCAUCCAAAUGUUCACUGGGUCCUCUUUGAUGGAACUGCAGUGAAACCUUUGCAGUAUAUAAAUGGCAAGCUUUUCCUAUUCCCUAAUGGAACUCUUUACCUCAAGAAUAUAGCUACAUCUGACAAAGGAAAGUAUGAAUGCAUAGCUACCAGCUCCACCGGUUCUGAGAGGAGAGUGGUAAUACUUCAGGUAGAACAUAGUGAUACAAUCCCUAGAAUUGCAGAUGCAUCGCAAAGAAUGACUCAGCUGAAUUUUGGGGACAGGUUGCUUCUGAAUUGCUCAGCUAUGGGAGAGCCAAAGCCCAGAAUAAUUUGGAGAUUACCUUCCAAAGCUGUUGUCGACCAGUGGCACAGGUAG
Euleptes europaea (tarantolino) is the source of this 5819-nucleotide messenger RNA. Its product is annotated as immunoglobulin superfamily member 10-like. Gene Ontology annotation, molecular function: protein binding. NCBI's taxonomy places the organism in Eukaryota, Metazoa, Chordata, Lepidosauria, Squamata, Sphaerodactylidae. The transcript has 4 exons. The record is from RefSeq and is a predicted model, not a curated record. The coding region runs from base 87 to 5819 and encodes 1910 amino acids. Gene Ontology annotation, cellular component: extracellular region.